AUGGCCAACUUCAAGAUCACUGACGUGAAGGAGCUCUCUUUAGACUUGGGUCAAGAGGCCGCGAACACACAACCACCCCCACCGAGGCCUGCGCCUUUGCCAACGAACACACAGGAGUUCACUCAGCCCCCCGGACACUCUCCCAAUUUACAAAUCAACGUCACUGCGGGUAAAAAAUUCCAUGUCAAAGCAGUAGUAACCAAUUCCCAUGGACCUGUCAGUUGCAAUAUACCCUUAUCCUUAGAUAGCUUUCUUAAAGGUCAACACUAG
Molecule: messenger RNA, 270 nt
Organism: Rodentolepis nana
Lineage: Eukaryota; Metazoa; Platyhelminthes; Cestoda; Cyclophyllidea; Hymenolepididae
Source: the annotation of a GenBank genome assembly